Molecule: messenger RNA, 1077 nt
Organism: Penicillium malachiteum
Lineage: Eukaryota; Fungi; Ascomycota; Eurotiomycetes; Eurotiales; Aspergillaceae
Exons: 1
Coding region: 1-1077 (358 amino acids)
Source: RefSeq, a predicted model, not a curated record
AUGAGUGACACCAAGGACGCCACAGCUGAUACCCGUCGUCUCAUUCUGAUCAGUGUCCCACGCACUGCCUCCAACCUUCUCUUGAAAAUCCUGAUCAUCUCCAAGCAACCCAACCUGCUUUCCAGUCCAAAAGAGGGCUAUUUCUUCUACUCAGCUUUCCUCGAAAGCACAGUCGCUAGUGGUGAUGCCACCAGAUCAGCAGACCAAUGGACCGAGGAACAAAAGCACCACAUCCGGAACUCUUACCAGAAAUGUAUCGAGUCAUUAGAAGAGUACUCCUCACGAGCAAUUGAGAAUAACAAGAGAAUGUUCACAAAGGAGCAUUCGUCAUGGCUGUUCAGUCCUGCAACCAUUCAGAAACGAGUAACUGGCAUCCAUAACGACGAAUUCUUCAAAGCAUUUCGUGUGGACACACCGGAAAAGUAUGGUCCGACAAAGACAUACUCUCCUUCCAACGAGACGAUCUUUUCAGACGAGUAUCUCCGCUCAUGGCAAAUGGCCUUCAUUAUCCGUCACCCGGCUCUAGCUUGGCCAUCUGUUUACCGUUCCUUGAUGAAGAUGUCUGAGUUUGGAAUUAUGGCUCAGGAUAGUGUCAUAGGUACAUCGUUUACGCAUAUGGAUAUGCGAUGGACACGCCUUCUUUACGACUGGUGUUUAGAGCAGCCUGAUACACCUGCACCACCACUUCUUGACGCGCAUGACCUGAUUCACAACCCAGAAAUUGUGCUCGAGUUCUGUGAGAGGACUGGACUGGAUAAGAAUGCUCUGCAGUUUGAGUGGCCAGACAAGAAUGAGGCCAAGAAGUCUCUCAUCUGGGCUUGUCACAACCCCGAGGCUGGUGAUGUAAAGGUGAAAAUGCACCAGAAUGCUGCUGGUGUGUUGCUUGUGACUCUUGAGGCUUCAACUGGUAUUGUCAAUAGUAAGACACCCGAAACUAUUGAUGUUGCUGCAGAGCUAGAGAGUUGGAGGGAGGAAUUGGGUGUUGAGGUUGCCACGCUCAUUGAAAAUGCGGUUCGAAAGUCCAUGCCUGAUUAUGAGUACUUGAUGACUCGACGCUUGAUGGUAAAAUUAGUGUAA